AUGACUACGCUACCUUACGCCGACGUCGAUUGCAGCCUCAGGUCUCUAGCCGGCCGUGCCGAGGGCUUCGGCCGAUUCGCCGUCGGUGGUCUUCACGGCGAUCUCUACGUUGUCACUUCUCUUGCAGAUGAUGGACCUGGGACUCUACGCGAAGGAGGUAGGAGGAAAGAGCCAUUAUGGAUUGUUUUUGCUGUUUCUGGAACUAUAAAUCUCAAUUCAUACUUGAGUGUAUCGUCUUACAAGACGGUCGAUGGAAGAGGACACAGGAUUAAGAUCACUGGGAAAGGAAUUAGAUUGAAGGAAUGUGAACAUAUUAUCAUUUGUAAUCUGGAGUUUGAAGGUGGUAGAGGUCAUGAUGUUGAUGGUAUUCAGAUUAAACCAAAGUCUAGACAUAUAUGGAUUGAUCGGUGUAGCUUGCGCGAUUACGAUGAUGGCCUUAUCGAUAUUACUAGACAGAGCACGGAUAUCACCGUUUCUAGAUGUUAUUUUGCACAGCAUGACAAGACAAUGCUGAUUGGAGCGGAUCCUUCUCAUGUUGAUGAUAGAUGCAUCCGAGUGACCAUUCACCAUUGUUUCUUCGAUGGAACGAGGCAGAGGCAACCUCGUCUCAGAUUUGGAAAAGUUCAUUUGUACAACAACUACACAAGAAACUGGGGAAUAUACGCUGUCUGUGCUAGCGUAGAAGCGCAGGUAUUCUCUCAAUGCAAUAUAUAUGAAGCGGGAGCGAAGAAGAAAACUUUUGAAUACUACCCAGAAAAGGCUGCUGACAAGGAAGAACUGAGAGCUGGAUUAGUACGAUCUGAAAAUGACUUGUUCUUAAAUGGAGCUCAACCUUCCAUGUUGACAGGAGCCGGUGAAGAAUGUGUGUUUCAUCCAAGCGAACACUACCCGACAUGGACCGUAGAGCCACCAACAGAAACUCUCAAGCAAAUCAUCAAAAUUUGUACCGGUUGGCAAUCUUUAUCCCGUCCUUCUGAUCAUGGAGUUCCUAAGUAG
Molecule: messenger RNA, 996 nt
Organism: Arabis nemorensis
Lineage: Eukaryota; Viridiplantae; Streptophyta; Magnoliopsida; Brassicales; Brassicaceae
Source: the annotation of a GenBank genome assembly